UUUAAACCCGUAAGGCUCCAGUUAACGUUCAAGAGUUAUUGUUAAGUGGUUUUAAAGCAGUUAUGUUCAGUCGUAACCUGUGCAUUCGAGAGAAAAGAUUGUCGUUGCAGUGAACACGAGUUAAAAAUUGUGAUAAGAUGGAGAGUGAAGCUGAAUCGCAGAUGAAAGGCAUCGAGACCGUGCGGCCCGAGGACGUGGAUGCCUACAAGGCCAACUACAGGUGCUUCACGCCGGGGCUGCAGGCGACCGACAUCAUGGACGCCUACACCGACUGGGCGCAGACCUACGACGCGACUCUGUGCGCCGGGAGAUACAACGGACCGGAAAUGGCGGCCGAGGAGAUAGCGGCGCGAGUGGAGGAGCAUCACCGGCAUUGCGUCCGCGUGCUCGACGUGGCAGCGGGAACGGGCAAGGUCGGGAAGGAGCUCGCAAAGAGGGGAUUCACGAUGAUCGACGCCCUGGAGCCCUCGGAAGGCAUGAGGAACCUCUUAGAAGACACGGGCGUCUACUCCUACAAAUACACGGAGUUUCUUGGCCUCGGCGAGAACUCCGUGCCAGAUGACACGUAUGACGUCGUGGUGAUCGUGGGCGGUAUGGGCGAAGGUCACAUCCCCGUCAGUGGCAUUGACGACCUUAUCCGCAUCACGAAACCAGGCGGACUUGUCAUUAACGUCAUGAGGCUGGAAUACCUCGACUACGUGGAGGCUUACAAGGACAAACUAGAACCUUAUAUGGACCUCCUACAUCAGAAGGGAUGGUGGCAGAAGGUGGACAGAAAAGUUGUGCCAAAUUACGCCUUUGAUAAAGAAGGGAUCAUCUUUAUUCACAGAGUUUUGUAAUUAAUCACAAAACAUCUCGCACGCCUUUACUUCUUCUUCUUCGUCUUCCUCGUCUUCCUCUUCUUCUUCUUCUUCUUCUUCUUCUUCUUCUUCUUCUUCUCCUCCUCCUUCUUCUUCUUCUUCUUCUCCUUCUUCUUCUUCUUCUUAUUCUUAUUCUUCUUCUUCUUCUUUUCUUCUUCUUCUUCUUUUCUUCUUCUUCUUCUUCUACAUUAUGACGAGCAGUACUGUACUGAUGAUUUUCAUAUGAUAUUUUUAUUUUUUUAUAAGACGGCGAAUGGCACUGUACUGAUGAUUUAUUUUUAUACGACAGUUAACUUGACUAAAGAAAUAUAUAUAUAUAUAUGUGUGUAUCGACUGCAUAUUCUCUUAUAUGUUAAAACAGAUGUUAUAUGUCAUUAUCUCUCUUUGUCUAUUUUUAUAUUAGUGUUUUUGUGUACUCAAAUUAGUAUCUUAAUGACAGCAUAUGUAUUCACAUGAUGCAAUGAAUAAUCUAUAAGUACGUAACCCCCCCCCCCCCCACACACACACACACAGACAAUCUUUCUUUCUUUCUUUCAUUUUGACAUGACUGAAAUAUAUGUAAUGACAAACCAUAAAUCUUGGUGAUUAUUGUACGAUAAUUUAACUUAGAAUUAACUGUAAGUAUUAGUAUCAAUUAUAUAUCUGAACAGAACUAAUACAGCCAAACGCACACAAGCACGUAAAUCCUAUACGUACAAAACAAAUUGUGCGUACCUAUGUAUGAUUACAUGUGUGUGCGUGCGUGCGUGUGUGUGCGUUCAUAUAAUAUAAAUAUAUUUAUAUAUAUAUUAUAUAUCUAUAUAUAUACAUUACAGUUUAUAAUGCCGAUAUGUUAACAUACUGCAUAUGCCUUUAAUAAAAUGUUUAAUGAUUUU
Molecule: messenger RNA, 1735 nt
Organism: Penaeus chinensis
Lineage: Eukaryota; Metazoa; Arthropoda; Malacostraca; Decapoda; Penaeidae
Exons: 7
Coding region: 138-839 (233 amino acids)
Source: RefSeq, a predicted model, not a curated record